Molecule: messenger RNA, 3702 nt
Organism: Dendrobium catenatum
Lineage: Eukaryota; Viridiplantae; Streptophyta; Magnoliopsida; Asparagales; Orchidaceae
Product: putative disease resistance protein RGA4
Exons: 2
Coding region: 147-3569 (1140 amino acids)
Biological process (GO): defense response to other organism
Molecular function (GO): ADP binding
Source: RefSeq, a predicted model, not a curated record
UGGCUUACGGACUACGCGGCAGCUGAAUCUUCUCUAUCUCUCUCAAUUAAUAGAGACUACCCACUCUAAUCUUCAUUUCUUGAUUUCUUCCAAUCAAUCUCCGUUUCUCCUACUGUUCAGUAGUUCUGCUCUCUUGUGUGCAAGCAAUGGAUGUGGCUGGAUGGUUUGUUGGUCCAAUCAUGAGCAAGAUCGUCGAAGCUUGCUCUGAUUACCUGAAAGAGCAAGUCGAAUGGCAGACGGGCAAGAAGAAGGAAUUGGAAAGGCUGCGAGAGAACCACCCGAAGAUCCAAGCUGUCGUGGACUUUGCUGUUAACAAAGCACAAACCAGCGAUCAGAACCCAGCUCUCAACGAAUGGAUAUGGCAGCUGCGAGAUGCUCUUGAUGAGGUAAAUGAUGUGCUCGAUGAGUUGGAAUACAUGAAGCAUAAAAAACAGCUCUCCAAAAACAAGGAAGAAGCAAAGUUGAUCAAAAACAAGAAGCUGAGAAAGGUGCGUUCCAUGAUGAAAUCCAUGAAGAAAAGACUUGUCAAAAUUGUCAAACGUGCUCUUAAAAGGGAUCCCAACUUGAAGCGACUGGAGAAGGCUGUGCAGAAACUUGAUAAAGUUUCGGCUGAUGUUACUACUUUCCUUCAUCUUUUAGAGAGCGCAAAGAAGGAACAGAAGGAGCAGGAGGUUGAUUUCUACAAAGCACGUGAAACAGGAUCCUUGCCUACUACAAAUUAUUUCAUCGGGCGGGGCAAGGAUAAGGAGUCUGUUGUGCAGUGGUUGAGGAAGCAAUCAAAUGAACCUCAGACAAGUAGGUACAGAAACAUUUCUCUUCUAUCUAUAGUGGGCCAUGGUGGUAUGGGAAAAACAACUCUCUUGCAACACGUUUAUGAAGAUGAAAUGACAAAGGAAUUUUUUGAUCUUAAAAUGUGGGUUUGCGUUUCCAACAACUUUGAUGUGAAAAAAGUCAUUGCAGAUAUGUUGGAAUCUCUUGAGAAGAAGAAGCCUGAUUUGGAUUCACUUGAUGCGCUUCAAGGGAAACUUAAGAAGGAGGUGAUGUCCAAAAGGUUCUUACUGGUCCUUGAUGACGUUUGGGAAGAGGAGGAGGAACGGGAUAAAAGAAAAUGGGGGAAUGUGCUUGCCCCUCUAGCUUCUGGGGGUUUUGGUAGUAAGAUUCUGGUAACGACUCGGACGGACUCAGUUGCACUGAUGUUUGAAGAAGUGAUUCUAGAAAAGACAGAACCAUUGAGAUUAGAAGGCUUAGAGGAAGAAAAAUGUUUGGAGCUCCUCAACACCCAUGCGUUUGCUGUAGACAAUCUUGAUGAUCAGAGAUAUUUAAAAUUAAAACCAAUUACUGCAGAGAUAGUUAAAAAGCUUUCAGGGUCUCCUUUAGCAGCAAAGGUCAUAGGUGGUAUUCUGAAUUCUAAUUUGGAUGAAGGGCAUUGGAGAAGAGUUUUAGAUUCUGUUCUUGAAAUUAUAAAAUUGGGUCAAAAUGAUAUUAUGCCCGUCUUAAGAUUGAGUUAUGUACACCUCCCAAAACCUCUAAAAAGUUGCUUCACAUUUUGUUCCAUAUUCCCACAAGAUUAUAAUUUUGAUAGAGAUGCUUUAGUCCGACAGUGGAUUGCAUUGGGUUUCAUUCAACCAUCUGAUCAUAUUCAAGGAGAGAUUAUGGAGGACAUCGGAGAAAGGUAUUUUGAUGUUUUGGUUAAAAAAAAUUUCUUUGACAAGUUUGAAGGAUACUACAAGGUGCAUGAUUUAAUGCAUGAAUUAGCACAAUCUCUUUCCAUAUAUGAAUGUUUAAGAGUUGAGGAUGGUGCAAAUUUGUCUUCUAUAAUUCCUAAGACUCUUCGAUACUUGUCUGUUAGCACUACAAAUCAAGACAUUAUAAAAAAGAUUGGGCAGUUUAAAUAUUUGCAUGCUCUUUUCUUGUCCUAUGAAGCUUCUAUUCAGGAUCUUUGCAAUGCACUUAUUAAAAUAUUCAAAGCAUCGAGAAGCCUACGCUUAUUAUACAUAUGGACUCCAAAAGACUUGAAAAUAAUACCCAAAGAGAUUGGAAAUUUGAUACAUCUUCGAUACUUAGAGAUUAAACUUGAAGCUCUUAGUUUUCCUAUGCUGCCAAGAUCUGUAAGUAAUCUCUAUCACUUGCAAUACAUAAUCUAUAAUGGAUGGAUGCCAGUCACCACUAAAGAGGAUUUUUUACCAAGUGACAUUAAUAACCUUUCUAACUUGCGUUACAUGGAAUUGCCCAAUACUUGUAUUUCAUCGAUAUGUGGGAUUGGGAAGCUAAAAUUUCUUCAAGAAUUGAAUAUGUUAUAUCUUAGAGAUGUGAGUGGUUAUAGAAUUGGGGAGCUUGAGAACAUGAAUGAUCUUUUCAAAUUAGAAAUCAAUUGCCUUGAAAAUGUUAAUGAUGCCGAGGAGGCUUGUAGUGCCAAAUUAUGUGAAAAGAAGAGGCUCACAGAUUUAACCUUAAAUUGGAAUGACACUGAUUUGAAGAACAUCAAUUUAUAUGAGAAAGUGCUCGACAACCUUCAGCCACCAAAUUGUCUAAGGAAUCUGAAGAUACGUAGAUACAUGGGUGCAAGGUCUGCUAAAUGGAUGAACAACGUCAAUCUUAUCUCCAAUCUAGAGAAAAUCGAUUUGUGGGGAUGCAUGGCGUGGGAAACUCUUCCACCUUUCGGGCAACUUCUCUUCCUCAAGUCUCUGUACCUUUCUAAAAUGCCGAAAGUAAAAUGGCUCGAAAGUAAAUUUAGUGGGAAUGAUAAAUACCAUGCCUUUCCAUCGCUAGAAGUGUUACAUAUUACCCUCUUAGAAGCAUUAGAGGAUUGGUUUGAGCCAGGAGUAGCUGCUGAAGAUGGAUGUUUGUUUCCUUGCUUAAUUAAAUUGGAGCUAUAUUACUGCCCGAAGUUGAAAGAGUUGCCCUCUUUGCCUCCUAAGCUCAAGAGCUUGUGGAUACAUAGCAAUAUGGAGUGGAAGACUUUGAAUUUUUGUAGCAAUUCAAUUCCUAUUCCCCUUGAAACAUUAAAUGUCUGUAACUGUCCAAACAUUACAUCUCUUCCUCUGGCUGAUGAAAUAGCAAGACUUGCAGCACUAAGAGACUUGACAAUUACAAAUUGCCCCAAUCUGAUCUCUCUGGGAAGAUAUCGAGAAGUGGAGACCACUAAUAAUUGCCAUCUCAUGCUCAGCGAUCUUACCAUAAGUGAUCCAUCAGUGCUGCUAAUGGAGCCAUUGAGAAGUAUCGCCUCCUUAAAAAAGCUGACUGUUGAGCGGAAUAAUGAGCUGGUUUCAUUUCCAAAUGAGGCGGAGCAGUGGUUUCUGAAUGUUAGUUCAUCUCUUUCUAAGCUGCAAUUUAGAAGGCUCAAAUCCUUAGAGUCUCUCCCUUCCUCCUUGGAAAGCUUAUCUUCACUUCGGACACUACAAAUUGAGGGCCUUCCUAUGCUUCGGGAAUUACCGAACCUUCCUCCCUCUUUGAAAAAUCUAACAAUUUAUGGGGAAUGCCAUCCAGAGUUAAAGGAGCGCUAUCGAGAGGAUGGAGGCUCCGAUCGGCACAAAAUUGCUCACAUUCCUGAAAUCUAUAUUUCUACCUAAGCAAACUUCUUUUUACGCACGUACUUACCUUAUUUGUUUGACAUCCGUAUUUUUUAAUGCAAUCUCAGCAUUAAUCAGUUUGUAAUAUUUGAUGUACUCAAUUUUAUUUAUGUAUCACUCGAUAUACUCAACU